CAAGGCCAGUGCUUGUGCAGUGACUGGUCCUGGGUCCCGUUCUUUCCAUCCCCUGCCCUCCGCGCGACCCCUGAGCGGAGGAUCUACCUUCCUUCUAGGUUUCUGCUUAAUCCUCAUAAGGAUAGCCUGGGAGAGCAAGGGAUGACCACCAAGCUCUUGCAGACUGGACCUCAGGCAUUGGUGACUUUCGAGGAUGUGGCUGUGUACCUCACCCAAGAGGAGUGGGGCCAUCUGGGGCCUGCACAGAGGGGCCUCUACAGGGAUGUGAUGCUGGAGAAUUAUGGCAAUGUGGUCUCACUGGGAUUUCCAGUCUCCAAACCUGAUGUGAUCUUACAGCUAGAACAAAGAGGAGAACCAUGGUUCCUGGACAUGCAGGGAGCUGAAGAUAGAGAGAUCUUAAGAGAUUGUGAGACUAGGACUAAGAUCAAGAAGUUCUCACCAGAACAGGAAAUUCCAGAAGGAAUGGAAUUCCAGCAUAUGAUACUGAAAAGACUCAUAAGGAAUAGUCUCCAGAAACCGAAGCUGAGAAAACCUUGGGAAUCUGAGGGAAAAUUAAAGAUACACUGGGGAAGACAUUCAGAGGGGAAAUUGAAGAAACAUCUUUACCAUGAAAGAGAUUUUAGCCCAGUGAAAAUGAUACACAAGAAAAUCCUCACAGGGCAGAGUAGCAAGGAAUGUAAUAAACUUGGGAGAAGUUUCAGUCUGAACUCAAAUCCUGUCACACAUCAGAGAAUUCAUAUAAGAGAGAACCCCUGCAAAUCUAAUGUAUAUGAGAAAGCAAAGUUUAAGAACAAUUCAGUCCUUAUUGAAAAUCAGAAAAUUUGUUCGGGAGAGAAGCCCUAUGAGUGCAAUGAAUGUGGGAAAAGCUUCAGUACACAUUCAUCUUUUACUCAACAUUAUAAAAUCCAUACUGGGGAGAAACUCUAUGAAUGUAACGAAUGUGGGAAAUGCUUCAGUCAGAGCUCUCACAUUAUUGAUCACCAGAGAAUUCACACUGGAGAGAAACCCUAUGAAUGUAAUGAAUGUGGGAAAACCUUCAGUCAGAGCUCUAACCUUAUUCAUCAUCAAAUAAUUCACACUGGAGAAAAACCUUAUACUUGUAAUGAAUGUGGGAAAGCUUUCAGUUACCACUCAGUGCUUAUUCAACAUCAUAAAAUUCAUACUGGAGAAAAACCAUAUGUAUGUAAUGACUGUGGAAAAGCUUUUAUCCAGAGCUCUAAUCUGAUUCAACAUCAGAGAAGUCAUACUGGAGAGAGACCUUUUGAAUGUAAUCAAUGUGAGAAAGCCUUCAGUGUGCGCUCAUCUUUUAUUCAACAUUGCAAAAUUCACACUGGAGAAAAACCCUAUGAAUGUAAUGAAUGUGGGAAAGCCUUCAGUGCACGCUCAUCUUUUAUUCAACAUAGAAAAAUUCACACUGGAGAAAAACCCUAUCAGUGUAAUGAAUGUGGGAAAGCCUUUAGUGCCCGUUCAUCCUUUAUACAACACUGUAAAAUUCACACUGGAGAGAAACCCUAUGAGUGUAAUGAAUGUGGGAAAGCCUUUGGUGCCCGUUCAUCCUAUAUUCAACAUUGUAAAAUUCACACUGGUGAGAAACCCUAUGAAUGUAGUGAAUGUGGGAAAAUGUUUAGUGCCCGCUCAUCCUUCAAUCGACAUAAGAGAACACAUAUUGAAGAGAAGUCCUAUGAACAAAAUGAACGUAAGAAACCCUAUGAGUGUAGUGAAUGUGGGAAAACCUUUAGCUCACGAUCAUCUUUUAUUCAACAUUGUAAAAUACAUACUGGAGAGAAACCCUUUGAGUGCAACGAAUGUGGGAAAACUUUCAGUCAGAGUUCUAACCUUAUUGAUCAUCAGAGAAUUCACACUGGAGAGAAGCCCUAUGAAUGUAAUGAAUGUGGCAAAGCCUUCAGUCAGCGAUCUAGCCUUAUUCGACAUCAUAAAAUACACACUGGAGAGAAACAUUAUGAGUGCAGUGAAUGUGGAAAAGCCUUCAUUCAGAGCUCCAAUCUUACUAAACACCAGAGAAUUCAUACUGGAGAGAAACCCUAUGAGUGUAAUGACUGUGGCAAAGCUUUUAGUGACCGUUCAUCUUUUAUUCAGCACCGAAAAAUUCAUACAGGAGAAAAACCCUUUGAAUGUAAUGUGUGUAGUAAGUCCUUUAUCCUGAGCUCUAAUCUUAUUAAACAUCAGAGAAUUCACACAGGAGAGAAACCUUAUGAAUGUAAUGAAUGUGGGAAAACCUUCCGUGCACGCUCAACUCUUAUUCAGCAUCAGAGAAUUCAUACUGGAGAGAAACCCUUUGGUUGUAAUGACUGUGGGAAAGCCUUCAGUCAACACUCUAACCUUAUUCAACAUCAGCGGAGUCAUACUGGAGAUAAACCAUGUGACAAAGCUGUCACUUAAUGACUUUUGUUCUGAAUAUUCAACUCUUAAAGAAGUUUGUUCACUCUCAAAAAUUUUUCUACAAAUUUGGUAUAUUGCCAUUCUCUGACCAUAGAGGGACCCUAUCUGUGGCCUGAAUUCCAAAGUGUGUGUGCCUUUCCUGAUAUUCAAAGGUGGCUUUCUGCUACAGCCAUCACAGAUUUAACUACUAAAAAGUAUUAAAUACAGAAAAGUAAUAUUUAAACUGUUAAACUUAA
Messenger RNA from Vombatus ursinus (common wombat), 2636 nucleotides. Its product is annotated as zinc finger protein 345-like. Gene Ontology annotation, molecular function: DNA-binding transcription factor activity, RNA polymerase II-specific; RNA polymerase II cis-regulatory region sequence-specific DNA binding. Bases 142 to 2400 code for a protein of 752 amino acids. Gene Ontology annotation, biological process: regulation of transcription by RNA polymerase II. The transcript is spliced from 5 exons. The record is from RefSeq and is a predicted model, not a curated record. NCBI's taxonomy places the organism in Eukaryota, Metazoa, Chordata, Mammalia, Diprotodontia, Vombatidae.